Molecule: messenger RNA, 574 nt
Organism: Raphanus sativus (radish)
Lineage: Eukaryota; Viridiplantae; Streptophyta; Magnoliopsida; Brassicales; Brassicaceae
Exons: 1
Coding region: 14-574 (186 amino acids)
Source: RefSeq, a predicted model, not a curated record
CUCUUUCAGCGUUAUGUCAAGCAUGAUUGUUCCACAAGUUGAAGUUAGUAUCAACGGAAGGAGACUCUCCCCGUCGCUAGGAUACACAUCAAACAAUGUCCGCAUCAUGAUCCACACUUGCUUUCACGAGUUUCUUGAAGACCCAAACACCGGUCAGCGAACGCUAACCGGCCGGUUCGUUUCGCUUUCCCCACCAGUUCUUGUAGAUUUCAAUCUCUCUAGUUUAAGCAACAGUUACAUCGAACAGCUUCUCCGAGAUAAUCUUGUUCGUGGCCACCAUUGGUUAUGUGAAGAUUUAGCCGAGGAUAUCUCAUCGGAAGCGGAGGAGUUAGGGUUUGGGCGUAACGGGUUUAGCUUGACCAUCUCCAUCGGAAUCACUUACGAGAUUGUUGCGGCUAUGUCUGAUCUUCUUCCUCCAGACGAGGGAUUGUUUUUGAGAGAUGUGCUAUCCAAGUUGGUUGUGCUAGGGAAGAUAGAUAGAGACGAGCAAGAGAUUAUGGAAACGGAGUCGUGUUCGAUUUGUCUCGACAAUCUUUUUGGUUCUUCUUCGAUACAUGGUCCUUGUUGGAGAUAA